CGGCCUUUUGAAUCUAUGCGUCCCUCUCUGCCGCCAGUGCGUCUCCGUUGCCGCGCCACCUCUUGUGCUCCUCCUCUCCACAUGGACUCUGAUAUCUACGUGAAGCGUGCACCGUCUUUUCCGCGUCUACGCCCUCUCUCUGCUGCGGAUGCGGUGCACCUGGGUGCUCGCUGUCUCCUCGUCCUGGCCCAGCUCUGAUCCUCUGGUCCGGGGGGGCUGGUUCCCGCAGAGACGCAGGAUGGUGCGGAUAGUCAGCGCGCUCGGGCUUGUCAUGUUCAGCGUGGCGCUGCUCAUCCUGUCGCUCAUCAGCUACGUGUCCAUCAAGAAGGACUUCCUGCUCAGCACCCCCAGAUACGGACCUAAUGGAGGAUCCAGGCUGUCCAUGUUCCAUGCGGGGUUUCGCUCCCAGCUGGCCAUGAAGUAUCUGGAUCCAGGAUUCAGCCCUCUGACCAACUCCCUCAGUGAGGACCUGCAGAACUCCUCCAAAUGGAGCUACAACAGCACUGCUUUCAUAAAGCUCAAAAAGGAGAUCGCUCAGUACAUCGACAUCCCUCACAACUUCACACUGACAAAAAAAUCAGUCCGAAUCGGACAGCUGAUGCAUUACGACUACUCCAGCCACAAGUACGUCUUCUCUAUCGGCGAGAACUUCCGCUCAUUGCUCCCUGAGGUCUCGCCGAUCCUCAACAAGCACUACAAUGUCUGCGCUGUGAUCGGAAACAGCGGCAUCCUCACCGGCUCGCGCUGUGGCCCCCAGAUAGAGAAGUUUGACUAUGUCUUUCGCUGCAACUUUGCACCGACUGAGGUCUUUAAGAAGGACGUAGGGCGGCAGACGAACAUGACGACAUUUAACCCCAGCAUCCUGGAGAAAUACUACAACAAUCUGUUGACUGUGCAGGACAGGAACAACUUCUUCCUGAGCCUGAAGAGGCUGGACGGAGCCAUCCUGUGGAUCCCAGCGUUCUUCUUCCACACGUCAGCCACGGUGACGAGGACGCUGGUCGACUUUUUCGUGGAGCAUCGAGGUCAGCUGAAGGUCCAGCUGGCUUGGCCUGGAAACAUCAUGCAGUACAUCAACAGCUACUGGAAAACCAAACAGCUUUCUCCGAAGCGCCUGAGCACCGGCAUCCUGAUGUACACGCUGGCGUCCUCCAUGUGCAACCAGAUCCACCUGUACGGCUUCUGGCCCUUCGGCUGGGACCCCAACACGGGAAAGGAGCUGCCGUACCACUACUACGACAAGAAGGGCACCAAGUUCACCACCAAGUGGCAGGAGUCCCACCAGCUGCCUGCCGAGUUCAAACUCCUCUAUAAGAUGCACACGGAGGGACUGCUAAAGCUGUCGCUCUCACACUGCGCUUAGGUGUCAAACUGCAGCAGGUACAUGGCUUCAUUAAACUUACCUGGAGCUCCUCUGAGGGCCAGACAAAGGAGGAUUCAUGUGUGCCAAAUACUAAAACUUGACGGUAAUGCUGAGUUGACGCAAUGAGUUCUUGAACUGUUUUCAGACCCAAGUGUUGCGCUCAAGACGAAACAGUUUGUAUGAAUCACAACAAAUCAAGGAAAUGUGGAGUCUAUUUAUUUUCUAUGGUUCAAGAAUCUAAAGAAGAAGGGGACUGCUGGGAACUAGGUCUUUGGACUUUUGGGCAGUGUUGCUCCUUAGCAAAAUAUCAGAACUUUACAUCGCUUCAUGCUGGUUUAUUCACUCAGCACUCUUGGCACAAUAGCUGCAAAAAAGCACUAUUUAACGAGGCUCAAUGGUUUCUGAAUUUCAAUGCAAUAUUAUUCGGUAACUUACUGCGUAGAUCCAACUUCCUAUCCAACAAUCCCAUCCAGGGGCCGCCAAGUCACCAUUUGGCAACUCAUAGAUUAACAAUUGAGCUUCUGUUUUAAGUUGUGUCUUUGCCCUUUCUAAGACGUGGUUGAUGUAAUGUGGUUGGUUUCGUUUAAUUUGGUAUGGUUUGGGCACAAUAAUAGUUGGUUUAGUUAAGGAAUCACAUGGAAUCACGGCUCUUUGGGGGAUUCUUAAGUUGUUUGACCCAUCCAUUAUCCUUUACAUCAACAGUCCAUAUCACCUGUCUUAUUUUCUGCAGGAGGUCCAGAGCAGCUCUUCAGUCUCUAACACUGACAAUGUCACUGGAGGUAGUAGAAAGCUCAAAACAUUUCAUGCAGUUGCUGAAGGAUACCAAAAUGUUUAGUUUAAUGAUUUGUGUGUGGCUUUUUUUUCCUCUACUGAUAGGGCAGCUUGGAGAGAGUGGGAUAGACUAACAAAAGGCCAAGGUCAGGAGUCAACCCUGUGGCUGCAGUGUCAAAAAAAUGAAGCCUCUGUAUAUGAUACGCCUGCUCUACCGACUGAGCUAAACUGGCACCAAAACGUUGGUAUUUGACAACUUUGGAAAGAGAGCCACUAGUCUAUCAUAUAUGCAAAAUCACAUACAAGUUAUACAAGGGUAGUAAUAUCUUGGCAUUAUCCUCUUCUGUAACCCCAUCAUAAAACAUGUUCCAUUCUUAUUUUUCAUGGCAUUUCGAGCUUUCCAAAAAAGCUGCAUAAAUUGUCUUCCACUUUACAGAUGAUUAACAGUAACUGUUUCCUGCACUCCUUUCAAUCACAGGUGCCCAUUAUGGCAGAUUUUGUGUAGUCUGAUCCCAGUUCAAGAUACAGAGCCCAUCAUUCUGUCCAGCCAUCCAUCCAUCCAUCCAUAAAGCUAUCCAGUUAAGGUUUGCAGGGGGCAGCUUCCAUUGGUUGAACUAGUCUAAAAAGUAAAUGCAUUGACAGCACUCUACCAGCAUCAGUCUUGGGGAUCUCCAAUUCUGAAUAUCACGAUACUACACUUUAAAUUAAGGCAUGCAGCAGAAGCUUAAGCAAAAACCUGAAUUAGUGCAUAGUUAAGAUGAGCUAACAAUAGUCAUAGUAAUUAAGUUACAGGUACAAAAACGUUUGAUUUGUUGCUCAGAUUACAGUUCAGUUAUUACUAAAAUGACUUCGUUUGAAGUUGGGGCCCCCCGAUGAAGGGGAACAUUUGCAUCCACUGUUGCAUUAUAUUGGAGUUUUGCAAAUCAAAUAUUCCAUUAUUUUCCAAAUUAUCGCAACAUAUUGAUUAUCAAGUCUCUCCCAAUCUCCUGAAAUUUACAUAUUAUUUCAUAUCAAGGGGCACAACAUUUUUUUCUAAGUAUUUAGACUUAGAGUUCUUAAAGGUUCCUCUUUACUCAACAAACAGCGUUUCAUAUCAUCACAGACAUUAUGUGUCAAAAUGGAUGAAUGUAAGUCGAAUAUCCGCUCUCCUUUUAACCAUGGUUUUGGUCUCAACCAACUCCUGGGAAAAUAUCUGCCAAAUGUGUUCCACUUUCUUCACCAGCAAAGUUUAAGACCACCUCUCACUUAUUCAGUGACAGGUGAGUGUAGUGUACAAUGUGUUUCUUUGAGUUUUUUAGCUGGAGUUAGAGUUCAUAUAGCGGCACCGUUUUUUGCAUUUGAAAGUAAAUAAUAGCAUUAUUAUAAUCUGUAAGCACAUCAAACUGAGUCAGUGUGUGUCAAUAGUGUUACAAUGCUGGAUGCCCAAACAAAGUUUCAGAUCACGUAUGUUGGAGUAAUCCCAGAAUAAGUCUGCAGAGGGCGCUUAACGAUUUGUUCUGUAAAUCACGCAAUAGUUCCCUGAUAUGAAACCAAGAAUUUCACGAGAUGGCCUCUCCAAAGGCUGGACAAUCAGAUUGCAUAGGCUCUCUUCUCCCAGCUCUGGAGAGCAGCCCUCCCAUGGCAGCCCUGCAGCGUUCAGACCCCCGGAAGGUUCCAGUUAGCCGACCAAUCAGAAGAAAUUGGGCAUGUAGGGAGGGGCCCUUAAAGAGACAGCAGCUGAAACGAACCAUUUCAGGCAGAGGCAGACGCCAGUAUCAGAUAAACAAGGAGUUUUGUGACUGUACAAAGCUUCUCUAAAGGUUUCACAGACUGAAAACAUGAAAGGUGAAAAUUAUGAUUAUAUGGUGUCUUUGAGUAAUCACUGUUAGCGCCCAAGCUAACAGCAACAUAGAAGAGUGUGCAGCAUGAUUGAUAUUAAACUAAUCUGUGUUAUUAAGAAAGAUGUGAACAUGUACAGGCAAAAUAUAAAUGUUCAUAAUUUAAGAUAGAGCCCUUCCUCUGAAAGAUUAUUUAUAAAGCUAGCUGGUCGCGAAACCAGAACUAUGCAACUUAUCAGGAAAAUGUACUUUCAGCCAGGAUGCUGGCUUUUUGUUGUUGUUGUGGAUCUCUUUUGGUUUUUGGUGAUGUCUGUCAUUAUUUAGCCUUAUAGUUCCAUAUUCUUAUCAACCAACAAUAAUGUACCAUUUCUUAAAGAUGCCUUUAAAGCAAAAUGUCAACUCCUAAAGUCAGGGAUCAAGGAUUUAAAAAAAAAUCAUCCCCAAAGGAGUGAUUUGCUUUACAGCCAGCAGUACCACACAAACCAUUACUCAAUCUGCCUCUUAACUUGAGACUCAGGCCAAACAACAGUGAAUAUUAUGAGUUUGAUUCUUCUGUUAUUUUGGAUUCUAUUAUAGAAAAGUAAUUGGUUUCGAAAUUUGAAGAAAAAAUAAAAAAGUUUGUUUUAAUUUAAAAAAAUGGUGUUCUAAAAUCAAUAAAAUGUACAUCUGUUAAUGACAUAAUCAAUAAGAACGGCCCAGAUAAAAGAGCAUUUUGUUGCUGCUAGAUCAGGAGACUAGAAAAGUUGCAGGAACAGGACAACCUGUCCUGUUGUAUGCAUCAUACCUCAUCCAACCAUACCUCCACACCUUUACUCUCCACCUAAUUAAAGGGGGAAAUACUUCCUGCAAAUGUUCUUAAUUUUCAUGUUGGUCACAAAGAAAACUGAAACUGAAAUUGGAAAUCCUCUGAUUCCAACAAAGUGGAAACCUCAGUCUACAGCUGACUACAAGAUAAAGGGGCUGUAGAUGAUUCUCCAUAUCAGAUAAUUAUCUUUAAACACAUUUCCUAAGCACACCUCUCAAGUAUGACGUGUUUCAGUGUCUUAAAGAAACUGGUCGAGCAACAAUGAGGAGAAAGAAAAGACUUCAAAUCGAGUUCCAACCCUUACUCUGUCGACCUGUUCAAGACAUGAGACAGCGAGAGAUAAAGUAAAGAUCAGAUGACUAUAAAAGGAAGGCGGUGCUUUAAUUUAACCAUGACAUGAUGAUGAACAGGCCUACUGAGCUGUAAUUUUCAUCAGAUCACUUAAAGUCACUUUGGCUAAAGAAUUUUAGCAAAAUUGAGGUUAGGUUUGGUGAGUGUUUAUACUCGGGCUGUCAGCAUCAACUAUUUACUUGUGAUUAAUUAAGGUCGAAAUUAAAAAAAUUUAACCACAUGCUAUUUUGUCCCUUUAGGGCACACCGUAGAAAAGCCUCUUCAGUGUAUUCCUGUUGUCUAUGGGUGCUUCUGAAUUGCAAAGAGCCAACACAAUCUGCCAGCAGACUGUCCUUUCUAUAAAAGAAGGAGUUAAAGUACACUCAGCUUAAGACAGUACAACAUUUCAAAAUAAAAGCCUUACUAUUUUUUUAAGUGCGGAUUAAAAUAAUUUCAAACAUGCGAUCAUAAAUGGCAAUAAAAUAUUGAAAUUUGGUGAUUAAUCAAGAUUAAAAUGUUGAAUUGUUUGACAGUCCUAGUUUUACACAAAUGAAAAGAAAAAAUUAAGUCCACUAAUUUUUGUGUUUAGAUUUGGUGACUGAAAUAUUGUCUCAUUUGGCACUCCAUACAAAUGUUGUUUCUUUCCAAUACAACUUUUUUUUUGAGUAGGUACAGUGUUAAGAACUAGAUUUACGGUUGUAUCGUCCGUCUAUUGUGCUCAAGAUGAACGUUUUUGUGUGUUUGUUGGUAUUUUAAUACCACCAGUAUGUGUCAAGUAAGUGUCAUAUGUACUUGAUUAGUUUCAGAUAUUAAGUGGUGUGUGGAUGUGUGGAGUAGAGACGUUACAGCAGAUGGAGGUUGUGGUUGUUAUAUUGCAGAUCUUUUAAUCAUUUAUCACCAUUGUUUUUAUUUUUAUGAAUUUAAAGCGGUAUAUCAAAUUUCUUACAUGUGAAACUCCCAUGCAGUAAAUUCAAUCAAACGCACACACAUAUUUUACAUGAGCUUUCCUCGAGGUAGAUACUCUUCUUUUUUCAGUGUUUUAUCUUUUCAUGUAUUAUCAUAUUUGCAGUGUUGUGUUAGUGAGACACAAAGGAGAGAAUCUGGGACUUUCUUUGUGGCCUGCAGCUGAAAUAGAAGCUGUUUUUUUGAUCUUCAGUCAUUUGCUGUUUCAUUCUAACAUGACAUAUCUAUGACUUGAAAUGUUUCAGGACUUUGACAAAAAGAUUGUUUGCAUUUAGGUUUCAUAAAAGUAGUGAUGUUAUUGUUUUUAUUUUACUUUGAAAGCACAUGACCAAAGCUAAUGGGGAUGUAAAUGUGUUUAUUGCUUUUGUCAUUUUUUUUUUUUAAUUAAGAAUCUGUAAGUGUCAGGUAACAUAUUUGAAGAAUGUAUUUUCUUGCAGGUUGAUUGAAACUCUCCGAGGCGAACUCCACAUACAGAUUAUAAAGACGUCUUCAGAGAGUGUGCGACUAAUGGAAACCACAUGAAUAUAUCACGCACAAUAUGCUGUAGAGUUACUAACAUGUUUUAAUCAUCCAAUACUUGAAGGGAAAUAUAUCUACUCUGUAUUUAUUUUGACUUUUAGCCAUUAAAUGAAUGAAAUGAUUAAUUUGA
Messenger RNA from Labrus bergylta (ballan wrasse), 6698 nucleotides. RefSeq names its product ST8 alpha-N-acetyl-neuraminide alpha-2,8-sialyltransferase 3 (gene st8sia3). The record is from RefSeq and is a predicted model, not a curated record. Gene Ontology annotation, molecular function: alpha-N-acetylneuraminate alpha-2,8-sialyltransferase activity. Lineage: Eukaryota; Metazoa; Chordata; Actinopteri; Labriformes; Labridae. Gene Ontology annotation, biological process: N-glycan processing; oligosaccharide metabolic process.